AUGACGCUCAUUAGACGCAUGCUGGCCCUCUCCUCCGGCGUGGCAGCUGGCGUGAGCACCGCCCCAUACCUUUGCGUUCCUGACAGGACACCCGUUGCCCCACGGCCCUGUUUGCAAACCUGUGACACACGUUGCUCGGCGUCCGGCUGCCACGGUGGCAGCAGUAGCGGCAACCCAGCCGAGAAGAACGGUAUCGACGCUGCUAGCGGGCCGGCGCGAGUGGCUUGCGUGACGGAAAGUCUUCUGGCUCUCUACGGAGGUGUAUGUGAUCUGUUGAACAUGGCAACACGAGCGCUGGUAGAAGCGACGGCGAACGCAGCAGCCACAGGUGUACAUCGGGCAACCAGCGCCACCACAGCGGAGCACACGCACAACUCGCCGGUUUGUAGCAACGACACCGCCGCCCAGUGUGCCGAUUGUCAUCUUCGUGGUGCCACCGAGGAGGAAAGACACUUGGUCAAGCCUGCCACUAACACGGAAGUACCGUCUUCGGCGUCCACGCAGUCGAACAUCAACAAGAGAGCCGAAACAUUUCGCGCGGCACCGCACAAGCUGAAGGAUCGAUUCCUGCACUACGCUAUGCGUGACCCAGCAACAGGCGAGCUAGUCCUUAGCCUUGAGGGAUUUGUUCGCUGCAUGCUCUUGUUGCCGGACGACGGUGGCGCUGAUGUGUUAUGGCGUCAUGCGGGCUCUGGAGCCACAAGCAAAAGCGGCGCGGCAAUGCAGCAGAACCCCUCGAGAGCUUUUCCUGGAACGGCUGGCACUACGGUCGACUCUUUAUUCGAAAAGGCUAUCAGCAGCCGAGGACAGUCGCGGCGCCGUUAUUCCUGGCUGCUGCAGCUACCUCCACCUGUGCUGCAGCGCUUCAUUCAGCUCUUCCACUGGAUCGAUCUCGACGGAAGCAACUUGAUCGGAUACGCUGAAUUUGUGGUGCUCUUCACCUUUCUGUCCACCCCACAGCAAACACUCGAGCGCGCCUUCAGAGUAUUCGACUUGGGCGAUAACGGCCGCCUGAACGAGUGGGAGUUCUGCCACCUGUUAAACACAAUCAUGGUGGAUCCGGCGGUGCAGGUCCGCUACGCUGCUGCAGUGAGCGGCGCUGGUAACAUUGGAGAGGACGACGCAGCGGCCUCGCCCUCCUCAGCAUGCACUUCGGCAACACCUCAUGCCACCACCACCACCACCACAGCAACGACUCCGUACUCGACCCCUCGUCCGUCAUUUACCCCCGAGGCAGCCAGGUUGGCAGCAGUGGCGGCGGUCGCCUCCGUCGCUUCAGCGUCCCGCCCGUGCACAGCGGGACACACAGGCGCCUUGCGGCGCAACGCGCAGGAACGGCACCGUCACAAGGAUUCCCUGUCGUAUGAACUCUCAUCAGAGCUAAUGCGUCCAUUCCUCUUCGGGCCUUUGCCACUGCACAUCGGCGCCCCGCCUGGAUCAACUCAUUAUGACCGCAAAGCCGCUCUCACCGCUGGUGCGGUGACGUCCUCGACGAGCGCAGUCUCGGCGCUGCCGGUCAUCAGCGACUCAGCGUGGUGGCGACAGUGGGGUCAAACGCUGCACAGCCUUCUCAGCAAAGUGUGGACACCCUACUCGUCCUGUGCACCAGCCAGCUGCGGCGCAGAGUACAGUACCCUCCCUCUCGCCUCCGUCACCGCGUCAGCCUCCACCGCUGCCGCUGCGGCUCCAUCACGUCUAUCUCACCUACAGAUGGUGGCACAGGAGGAUUCGCUGCUACAUGCGGUCUCGUACUCCACUUUCCUGUACCGGGUGAACUACUUGCGCUGGGAGCUGCGCGCCAUCGAGUUCAGCCUGUGCGACCCCGCCAACACAGGCGCCAUUUCGCUGGACGAUUGCCGUCGCCUCCUCUGUGGGGAUGGCCGAGGAGCUGCGGCAAAGGUGCAUCCCACGCUGCGACAACUACAGCAGUCUGGCAAGACAGCCGUAACGUGGCCAUCUUAUCAGAAAAUUCUCGACGUAGUGAGGGAGUCCGAUAAGAUUUUGGUGGCCCUGCAGCUCACCUUAGAUGCGAUGCCGCCGGUGCCCGAGGAGAUGCUGCGAGGCGGUGCCAUUCCUGACGAAGUGUUGGGGGCAGCCACGCAGGCAAUUCCGAGAAUAGUGAGGCUGAGCGCUCUGCGCCAGGCGUCUACCGCCGCCGAAGAGGGUGUGGCUGUCGAUGCGGCACCACUUCCAGCAACUGCCGAAGCCACGACUUCGCAGAAUGAGGGUAGCUAUGGCGCCGAUCGUAUAUCCUUCAUUCCAGCGGAUGGUGUGGCGACGAGUGCGGGGGAGGGCAAGCACCUGGGCGAGAAGCACGCAGCUUCUUGUCAGGCGCAGGCGCCGCUGGUGCGACCCACAGCGCUCACAUGGAAUCAAUUCAACCGCGUGCUCGUCUCCCUCAGUGUGGUGGCGCAGCUGAGCGAGGCCGAGCGGUCGCUCUUUCGUGAGCUGUUGGACGAAGAUGACUCUGACUCUCUGUCGCCCGCCGAGUUUGCGCGAGUGUGUGCACUGAAGGAGACGUUUUUUGCUCAGCAGCUGCCUCGCUUUGAUGAGCCGAAGCGCAAUGCUGUCCAGCAGUUCUUCUAUUGCAUGCAGCAACUCGAGUAA
This is a messenger RNA of Leishmania braziliensis MHOM/BR/75/M2904, 2607 nucleotides long. RefSeq lists its product as hypothetical. The record is from RefSeq and is a predicted model, not a curated record. Bases 1 to 2607 code for a protein of 868 amino acids. Gene Ontology annotation, biological process: mitochondrial calcium ion homeostasis; calcium import into the mitochondrion. The transcript has a single exon. Gene Ontology annotation, cellular component: uniplex complex. NCBI's taxonomy places the organism in Eukaryota, Euglenozoa, Kinetoplastea, Trypanosomatida, Trypanosomatidae. Gene Ontology annotation, molecular function: calcium ion binding.